AACUACAGCAACGACUCUAAACGUGGACCAGUGGAUCUUAGCGCUCCUGACCAAGGCAUAUCAGAGCAUUGGAUGGUGGGGAUGGGCAUGAUAAUGGCUUUUAUAGUGUUGAUCAUUGUUAUGGGAAAUAUACUGGUAAUUGUGGCAAUUGCCAAGAACCAGAGGCUUCAGACAUUGACAAACGUUUUCAUCGUCUCCCUGGCUUGCGCCGACCUUAUUAUGGGUUUGUUGGUUGUUCCUUUUGGUGCCGCUCUGGAGGUCAGAGGAACCUGGUUGUACGGAUCUUUCUUUUGUGAAUUCUGGAUUUCGGUUGAUGUCCUGUGUGUCACUGCAAGCAUCGAAACACUUUGCGUGAUCGCAGUUGACCGAUACAUUGCCAUCACUUCACCUUUCCGUUAUCAGAGCCUGUUAACAAAGGCCAGGGCAAAGGUGCUCGUGUGUGGAGUGUGGGCUAUCUCAGCUCUCGUCUCAUUCCCACCUAUUUUAAUGCACUGGUCUCGGGACGAUGAGGAAACGUCUUGCUACGACAAUCCCGAAUGCUGUGACUUUGUGACCAACCGAGCAUACGCCAUCGCCUCCUCUGUCAUCUCCUUUUACCUUCCUUUGGUGGUGAUGGUGUUUGUGUAUGUUAGAGUGUACAAAGAAGCCAAGAAACAACUGAGAAAAAUAGAUCAAUGUGAAGGAAGGUUUUACAAUAACCACGGAGUUUCGAAAUAUAAAUCAAACAGGAAAAGACCGUCCAAGAUACUUGCUAUGAAAGAGCAAAAAGCUCUCAAAACUCUUGGCAUCAUCAUGGGUACGUUCACGCUUUGCUGGUUACCGUUUUUUAUCGUCAAUGUCGUUAGGGUGUUUUGCGCUGAACUGGUGGACAAAAAUCUUUUCGUCUUUUUCAAUUGGCUAGGUUAUGUUAACUCGGCAUUCAACCCAAUCAUAUACUGUCGAAGUCCGGACUUCAGGAAGGCUUUUAAAAGACUGCUGUGCUGUCCAAGGCAAGCGGACCGCAGGCUGCACAUAAGUUCCUGUGACCUCUCGCGUUACUCCGGAGGUUUCGUGAAUUCCUUAGAACCGACCAUGCUGGGACAUACAUGGUCCGACUGUACCGUCUUGGAAAGCAGCGACUGUAGUUUGGAGAAGAGCGGCAAACUGUCUCAUUCCGAGUCACAGUUAUAA
This is a messenger RNA of Chanos chanos (milkfish), 1170 nucleotides long. It is a transcript of the gene adrb1, whose product is annotated as adrenoceptor beta 1. Gene Ontology annotation, cellular component: plasma membrane. NCBI's taxonomy places the organism in Eukaryota, Metazoa, Chordata, Actinopteri, Gonorynchiformes, Chanidae. Gene Ontology annotation, molecular function: beta1-adrenergic receptor activity. Gene Ontology annotation, biological process: norepinephrine-epinephrine-mediated vasodilation involved in regulation of systemic arterial blood pressure; adenylate cyclase-activating adrenergic receptor signaling pathway; positive regulation of MAPK cascade. Bases 73 to 1170 code for a protein of 365 amino acids. The transcript has a single exon. The record is from RefSeq and is a predicted model, not a curated record.